GCGGACUCAGUCAGAGGCACCCUGCGGUAUCUGCUUUCCGGAGCACAGCGGAGCCUGGUCCCGGGCUGCUCCCGGAGCGGGCCAUGCCCCCGCGGGAGCUGAGCGAGGCCGAGUCGUCCCCGCUCCGGGCCCCGACCCCUCCGCCGCGGCGGGGCAGCGCACCCCCGGAGCUGGGCAUCAAGUGCGUGCUGGUGGGCGACGGCGCCGUGGGCAAGAGCAGCCUCAUCGUCAGCUACACCUGCAAUGGGUACCCCGCGCGCUACCGGCCCACAGCGCUGGACACCUUCUCCGUGCAAGUCCUGGUGGAUGGAGCGCCGGUGCGCAUUGAGCUCUGGGACACAGCGGGACAGGAAGAUUUUGACCGCCUUCGCUCCCUCUGCUACCCGGAUACCGAUGUCUUCCUGGCCUGCUUCAGCGUGGUGCAGCCCAGCUCUUUCCAGAACAUCACAGAGAAAUGGCUGCCGGAGAUCCGCACUCACAACCCCCAGGCACCCGUGCUGCUGGUGGGUACGCAGGCCGACCUGAGGGACGAUGUCAAUGUACUGAUUCAGCUGGACCAGGGGGGCCGGGAGGGCCCCGUGCCCCAACCCCAGGCUCAGGGUCUAGCCGAGAAAAUCCGAGCCUCCUGCUACCUCGAGUGCUCCGCCUUGACGCAGAAGAACUUGAAAGAGGUGUUUGACUCGGCUAUUCUCAGUGCCAUUGAACACAAAGCACGGCUGGAGAAGAAACUGAAUGCCAAAGGUGUUCGUACCCUUUCCCGCUGCCGCUGGAAGAAGUUCUUUUGCUUUGUUUGAACAGCCAUGGCAGCUAGGGAGCAGUAGGCCUAAGACCACAGACUUCUGGAAACUGGAGCCUUUGAGGAGGGUACUGGCAGGGCCAGGCCGCCCCAUGGGAUUCAGUUCCCAUCUGAACACUGUGAGGACACAGGCCUCUAACUGCCCACUCUCAUAUGCAAGGGGCUGUGAUUUGGAUCUCUGGUCAAGGCUCACAGAGAAAUCCCAGCACUUGGAUUUUCGUGGGGUGGUCCUAACAGUGCCAGCCACCUCCACGCAGUUAGGGAUCCAAUUCCUAGUUUCUUACCAUGAGCCCUCAGGUCAGCCUGGCUGAAUUAGGACCCCUUGUGGUGGUCCCCGCCUUGCCACAGGGCGGG
Molecule: messenger RNA, 1150 nt
Organism: Odobenus rosmarus divergens (Pacific walrus)
Lineage: Eukaryota; Metazoa; Chordata; Mammalia; Carnivora; Odobenidae
Gene: RHOV
Product: ras homolog family member V
Exons: 3
Coding region: 84-794 (236 amino acids)
Biological process (GO): small GTPase-mediated signal transduction
Molecular function (GO): GTP binding; GTPase activity
Source: RefSeq, a predicted model, not a curated record